AUGACGCCUUCACGAGAUGAUGGGCCGCUGCAUACUCCCCAUUCCAGCAUAGAUUCCGGCCGUUCCAAUGCACUCCCCAAGCGCACAUCGUCGCCCGCACCGUCGAUAGCCUCCUCCAUAUCUAGCCUGCCCCACCGCCGCUCUACUGCCACCCUCUCCUCCGUCUUUGCCUCCACGUCGACCCUGCGACCCAACACUCCGGGAUCGGGCACUUCCACUCCGCAUGCUCCCAUAAUCGCUGGCUCUGUCUUCUCGCCGCCGCCACGCACCGGAACCGCGUCGCCAGUCCUCUCCACUGCCGGCAUUAGCGAUGAGGUCCGCGCCCUCAUCCUCCGCUCUUUCGUGCCGCACGUUGGCGUUGUCGCCUCGCCCGAUACUGAAGAGAUCUGUCGGGGCAAGGGGUUUGCGGGAGGCUUUCUGGAGUUAAUACGGCCGUAUGGCGACUACGUGCCAGGAAAAGUCACCAUCCGGGAUAGCAACGGUGCAAGCAAGAGUUGGGAUGAUUUCGGGGUUCGCUUUACUGGCCUCAAAGAUGGCCUGGGAGUCCGCCCGCGGCGCAGUACCGAGGCACGUCCAGGCAGCGCAAACGGCGACCCUCGAGGGGAGCCAUUUCCUUUCGUGAGAGUAGGGGGAGACGUUGGUCUCAUAGAGGAGGCUGUGGACCGGCACUUAUCUUUUGCAGAGCUGCAGAUGGGGAGCGCCGCGGACGAUUACUUCAAUUCUAACAGGUCGAGCGCCGACGCGCCCGGCUCCUCGUCGCCUUUUUACCGACUUUAUUUGCGCCGAUUGCUUUCUGGAUUACCCAUUUCCCCCCACGAGACUUUCUCCCACCCGGUGGCCUGCAUCAUAGCUAUCAGCUCCCGCUGCCCGAAUCCAAUUGAGCAGCUGCGUCAGUUGUACCAGAGCACAAACAACGGCGACCACAGAUUGCCACAGUGGGUUAAUAACGACUAUUUACGAUAUUACGUGCUUGUGCACGAUGAAGAUCAUGAUGACAUUGGCAAGUCUACAGCGCUGUAUGAGCAGAUGAAGCGGCAUUUUGGGUUGCAUUGCCAUCUGUUACGACUCAGGAGUACUCAGUGUGUAUCUUCCGAUGAUGAUGCCGUUCGACUCCCUAUAAGUGAUUGGCUUUCAGCUUCCGAAGAGCUGGCUGAAAUUCAGAAACGAGAAACCUCGGAAGAUGUGGAGGAUCCAACGCCGUGUCUGUUCGAGUCCGAUGCUACCGCAAUUCGCACUUUUGUCCGAGAGCUCGUCACACAAUCAAUCGUCCCCACGAUGGAAAGGUACGCCAUGCAGUGGAAUGAGCAGAUCGCGUCCAAGCGGAAAGGAAUCAGUGGCCGCUUCAUGUCUCUAUCUAAACGCUGGACCGGAUUUGGAUCAUCCUCGAGGAAUUCGGGCAUAUCGCUGCAAGGCGGAUCAGGCAGUAAUUACGACUCGCUUCAAGGCUUUUAUCGGCCUGAUGCACCAGAAGCUCUGAUGCGGAAGCUGGCUGAUUAUGCCUUCAUGCUCCGUGACUUUAGGCUGGCAGCCAGUACUUACGAGAUCCUUCGUUCUGAUUUCAACAACGACAAGGCCUGGAAGUACUAUGCAGGUGCGAACGAGAUGACAGUCAUAAGCACGUUGCUUGUGCCGCAGAGCAUGUCUACAAAGACCCGCAUUGAGAACAUCGACCAAAUGCUUGAGACCGCAAGCUAUUCCUAUCUCGCCCGCUGCGAAGCACCAUACAACGCACUGCGCGGCCUCGCCCUUAGCCUGGAACUCCUUAAGAUGCGCGGCCACUCUGCUUGCGAUGACGCUGCAAGAUGGGCUGCCCGCAUCAUCGAGACUCGCCUUGUCGGCGCAAUCGGGCAUGCUCUCUUCACUGAACGUAUCUCCGACUGCUACAGCAGCAUGCGGGGUGUGGGCAGUAUGAACUGGGGUAUGCGACGCCGCAAAGCCGGCCUCUGGGCCGUUCUGGCUGCGGAUGCAUGGAUGAAACUCGACAAGAGUGUUCAAGCUGAGAAGUGCCUCGAUGCCGCUGCGUCGCUUUACGGCCUGAACGACGACGUUGACGCAGAGGACGAGAAGGCAUCUCGCAAGACAGUCGAAUUCGAGAGCAUGCGCGGCUUCAUGGACGAGCUGCGCCAGGCCGUCGUGGCGAGCCGGCUCGCCUCACGCGUCGGGUUCGCUGCAGGCGAAGAAGGCGCGGAAGGCGCAGAGGGCGGCGAGGCAGCUCUUGGAACGUCGCAGGCAGGCGAAGCGGAGGGAGGAGGCGAAGAAGAGAUCGUUGAGGAGGUCAGCGAGACGCUGGGCCAGGAGAAGAGGCACCACCGCAAGAGCCUAAUCGGCGCCGUCGUGCCGCCGCUCGCAGGCGAAAAUGCGCUCUCGCCGAUGCGGACGCGUGACGACGCCGAUCCGAUGGCGUUCCUGUCGCCGGACCAGCAGCUAGACAAAGCAAAGGAUGCGGCGGCCGCGCAGGAGCAGAUGUUCGAAAAGGCGGAAAGCGGGCAAGGGGCGGCGGGAGAGAUGGCGCCGGUGAUCGAGGAGGAGGAGGCGGGCGAGAAGAGCGCCGAGUAG
Messenger RNA from Lasiodiplodia theobromae, 2556 nucleotides. Its product is annotated as Trapp complex protein trs85. The transcript is spliced from 2 exons. Gene Ontology annotation, cellular component: phagophore assembly site; TRAPPIII protein complex; cytoplasmic vesicle. NCBI's taxonomy places the organism in Eukaryota, Fungi, Ascomycota, Dothideomycetes, Botryosphaeriales, Botryosphaeriaceae. Bases 1 to 2556 code for a protein of 851 amino acids. The record is from RefSeq and is a predicted model, not a curated record. Gene Ontology annotation, biological process: endoplasmic reticulum to Golgi vesicle-mediated transport; protein localization to phagophore assembly site.